AAGGCAAAUUUAUCAAUUCACCAUGCAAGUAUCCAUUAGUUUGUUUUUUUCAAUUUAAUUUAAUUUAAUUUUAAUGUUAAUUUCUGAAUGAAAUAAUCCCUUGCAACGGUUAAAUUAAGAGGACACGGCGCGAAUAACUUUUCUUUUCUUCUUCUUCUUCUUCUUUUGUUCUUCCAUGAAAGUGAAAGCACCACCAUUCAGGGCAUAUCAACUCAAAACCCUACAUGGAGCCUCUUCACGUCAAACUCUCCAGACCUGCAUCGAUGCCAGAAUCGUUAAAACGGGUUUCGACCCCAUCACGAGCCGCUUCAAUUUCAUGAUCAAGGAUCUUUCCGAAAGAGGGCAGUUAUGCCAAGCACGCCAAUUGCUUGAUCAAAUGCCUAACAGAAACUCAUUCUCUAUAGACAUUAUUAUUUCUGGAUACGUCAAAUCGGGCAAUCUUACAGUUGCUAGAAGAAUUUUUGACGAUACGGACGAACGCACUGUAGUCGCAUGGACAACUAUGAUUGGUGCGUAUUCGAAGAGUAAUCGUUUUGGAGAUGCGUUUAAGCUUUUUGCCGAUAUGCAUAGGUCCGGUUCUCAGCCUGAUUAUGUCACCUAUAUAACUCUUUUAACUGGGUGCAAUGACCUCGAAGUGGCCAAAGAAUUAUAUCAGGCUCAUGCCCAGAUUGUCAAAUUUGGUCACCAUCUGAACCAUAGAGUUUGCAAUACAUUGCUUGAUUCUUAUUAUAAAACAGGUGGCCUAGAUUCAGCUCGUCGGCUCUUUUUGGAAAUGUGUGGAUGGGAUUCUGUUUCUUUUAAUGUGAUGAUAACAGGGUAUGCAAACAAUGGGUUGAAUGAAGAAGCGAUUGAGCUUUUUGUGGAAAUGCAAAAUUUAGGUUUCAAGCCUUCCGAUUUUACUUUUGCAGCAGUUAUAAGUGCCAGUGUAGGGUUAGAUGACACAGCAUUUGGGCAACAAAUCCAUGGUUUUGUUGUGAAGACCAGUUUUAUUAGGAAUGUGUUUGUGGGGAAUGCGUUCCUUGAUUUUUACUCAAAACAUGAUUGUGUGAAUGAAGUGAGGAAGCUUUUUAAUGAGAUGCCGGAUUUGGAUGGUGUUUCUUACAACGUGAUCAUCACAGCAUAUGCUUGGGUCGGAAAAGUAAAAGAAUCAAUUGAUCUUUUUCAGGAACUUCAGUUUACAACUUUUGAUCGCAAGAAUUUCCCUUUUCCAACCAUGUUAAGCAUAGCUGCAAGUUCAUUAGAUUUUCAAAUGGGUCGGCAACUUCAUGCCCAGGUCGUUGUUUCAAUGGCUGAUCCAGAUUUUCGUGUUUCAAAUUCUUUGGUUGACAUGUAUGCUAAGUGUGGCAAAUUUGAGGAAGCUGACAGGAUAUUUUUGAGACUGAGCAGUAGAAGCACGGUUCCAUGGACAGCCAUGAUUUCAGCUAAUGUUCAGAGAGGACUCCAUGAAAAUGGCCUGAAACUGUUUUAUGAGAUGCGCAGAGCUAAUGUAAGUGCUGACCAGGCUACUUUUGCCUGUGUCUUAAAAGCCUCUGCUAAUCUGGCUUCAAUUUUACUGGGGAAACAGUUACAUUCUUGCGUAAUCAGAUCAGGUUUCAUGAAUGUUUAUUCAGGAUGUGCGCUGGUGGACAUGUAUGCAAACUGUGCCUCUAUUAAAGAUGCAAUUAAAACUUUUGAAGAAAUGUCAGAAAGGAACGUAGUUACUUGGAACGCUUUAUUGUCGGCAUAUGCUCAAAAUGGAGAUGGCAAGGGCACACUUAAAUCUUUCGAAGAGAUGAUUAUGUCAGGUUAUCAACCUGAUUCAGUUAGCUUCCUGUGCAUUUUAACUGCUUGCAGCCACUGCAGAUUAGUUGAAGAAGGAUUGAAAUACUUCAAUGACAUGACUGGUGUCUAUAAUCUAGCUCCUAAGAGAGAACACUACACAGCCAUGGUCGAUGCGUUGUGUCGGAGUGGACGAUUUGAUGAAGCAGAGAAGCUCAUGGGUCAGAUGCCAUUUCAACCGGAUGAGAUUGUGUGGACAUCUGUUUUGAACUCGUGUAGGAUUCAUAAGAACUACGCGCUGGCUAGAAAAGCAGCUGGUCAACUUUUUAAUAUGAAGGUGCUUAGAGAUGCUGCCCCUUAUGUCACCAUGUCCAAUAUCUUUGCAGAAGCUGGUCAAUGGGACAGUGUAGUUAAAGUGAAGAAGGCAAUGAGGGAUCGAGGAGUCCGUAAGCUUCCCGCAUAUAGUUGGGUUGAAAUUAAACAUAAGGUCCAUGUUUUUUCUGCAAAUGAUGACAAACACCCACAGCAGUUGGAAAUCCUACGAAAGAUUGAAAUGUUGGCAGAGCAAAUGGAAAAGGAAGGGUACGAUCCUGAUAUCAGUUGUGCCCACCAGAACGUGGAUAAAGAAAGCAAAAUUGACUCUCUUAAAUAUCACAGUGAACGCUUAGCAAUAGCAUUCGCACUAAUCAAUACUCCAGAGGGAUCACCAAUCCUAGUGAUGAAGAACUUGCGAGCUUGUACAGACUGCCAUGCUGCGAUCAAGGUGAUCUCAAAAAUCGUUGGAAGGGAAAUUACAGUCAGGGAUUCAAACAGGUUCCAUCAUUUUAGAGAUGGAUCUUGCUCUUGCGGGGAUUAUUGGUGAAUGCUGAGAGCGUAAACUUUGGGAGGCACCACUUUCCUUUCCCCAAGAUUGCACGAGCAAUGUUAUAGCUGAAGAGUGAACAGAUUCUUCUGGAAGGUGCAACUCUUGGCAAAAAAUCCUUCUCUAUCGCGUUGCUUUUUACCAAUCCUUGCAGCCUCUCUUGAGAAAGAAGAAAUGGAUUAUACAUACGAACACAGGAUUUGCUAUCUAUUACGUUGUAUUGAAGAAAGUCAGCAUUCAGAAAGGACCGACAACCUGACCUGAUGUCGUGACGACAACUGAUGUUGCCGGCCUAUUUUUUGGCAAUCACAGGGCCACUAGGCCCAGGUGCACAAUCAACGGGAAAUUGGGAACCGACCCCAUUGAAACCCACCGAGUUUGCCAACCAAGAAUCGGCCUUCCUGCAUAAUUGUGCUUGAUGCUGCCUUCUCACUCACUCUCUUAUCAUGUAAUGUUGUUAAACCAGAAAAACGCCAGCACGGGUUCGAACCUCGCCAUCUUUUACACUCACUCUCUUUUCAUGGACUGGAAACAUUGUUAAUUCAAUUGUAUACAGAAUUCUGUCA
This is a messenger RNA of Populus nigra (black poplar), 3186 nucleotides long. RefSeq names its product putative pentatricopeptide repeat-containing protein At2g01510. Gene Ontology annotation, biological process: RNA modification. The transcript has a single exon. Lineage: Eukaryota; Viridiplantae; Streptophyta; Magnoliopsida; Malpighiales; Salicaceae. The record is from RefSeq and is a predicted model, not a curated record. The coding region runs from base 176 to 2620 and encodes 814 amino acids. Gene Ontology annotation, molecular function: zinc ion binding; RNA binding; protein binding.